UGUCUCUGUCAGUUACUUCCCAGCCUGGUUUGAGAGUAGCAGCCGUUCAGGCGACAUCCUUCCUGCGUGCGUUGGUGUGCGGGAGGACGGAUCUGCGGGACUGAGCCGCCCUCUCUUCGCCUGCUCGGCUCUCUUUUCCCACUUUAGUUUUUAAUUUGUUUGGACCUGUUUAGUAUGAGAGCAUCCAUCCCAGCUCCUUUGAUUUCUUUCAUCCACACAUCUGCUCAUUUUUUUCAUUUUGACCAUCCGACCUCAUUGUUCCAUUUUUGUGCUGCUGUCACCCACAGUUCGCCCUCCACCUCCAGCUCCAGCUCCAGCUCCAGCUCCAGCUCCAGCUGAAAGCGGAAUAUCUCAGCCUCCUCUGGUCCUGGCUCUGCUGCUGUUCGAUGUUGGCUCUUUUACGCAGAGGGAUUUAUAUUUGUGUGCGGACCCCAGCUCUGCUCCUCUCUGAAGGAUGUAUCUCAGUGGCUUGAAGUGUUGCGCUCUGAGCGGGGGAGAAUAUUAACGCGCUGCGCCCUGAAUGAACAGCCUCCGUGCGCCUUCGCUUUUUGGAGCAGGUCUCUCUCUGCUGGAGAUGCUCUGAUCGGGGCUUGUUGGGUCCGUAUGCACUGGAUCGGGAUAUAAUCUGAAGAUUUCUCUCCUGAUUAUUUUUCUCCCUUUUUGUGCGUGGACACACACGUUUGUUCCCCUCUGAGACGGAGUGUGCACCCAUCCAUCCGGGAGGCGCGCAGGCUCACCAUGGGGGACUCGAUGUGGAGAUAUUAUUUUGGGGUUUUCUUCCUCGCCUUUGAGCUGGACUUGUGUCGGCCGCUCAUACUGGAGUCCAUCUACUGGAACACGACCAACACCAAAUUUGUUCCAGGCCAAGGCGUGGUUUUGUACCCGCAGAUCGGGGACAAGCUGGACAUUGUGUGCCCCCGAGUGGAUGGCGGGGUGGGCGACGGCGUGGAAUAUUACAAGGUGUACAUGGUGCCCAGGGAGCAGCUGGAGAGCUGCACCAUCACCAAGGCCGACACACCGCUGCUGAACUGCGUGAAGCCCGACCAGGAUGUGAAGUUUACCCUGAAGUUUCAGGAGUUCAGCCCGAACCUGUGGGGGCUGGAGUUCUUCAAGGGAAGGGACUACUAUAUCAUUUCUACAUCCAAUGGCACCAUGGAGGGCAUCGACAACCAGGAAGGAGGAGUGUGCAAGACCAAGUCCAUGAAGAUAAUCAUGAAAGUGGGCCAGAAUCCCUCUGACCCCGUUUCACCCAAAGACAUCCCUACGAGAACAACUUACAAACCCGGGUCACCAGAUGACGACAGGGAGCGAAAUGAAGUUCAGGAGAAACAAGGCAAACCCAAAAGAGAAGGUGGAGGAUCCAACAGCAAUGACGGAAAGUCGUCCAGCGCCAUCGGCUCCGAGGUGGCCAUCUUUGUGGGCAUCGCCUCGGGUGGCGUCAUCUUCAUCGUCAUCAUCGUCAUGCUGGUUCUGCUGCUGUUGAAGUAUCGACGGCGGCACCGCAAACACUCACCUCAGCACACAGCCACGCUGUCGCUGAGCACGCUGGCCACGCCCAAACGGAGUGGAGGUGGCGGCAACAACAAUGGCUCGGAGCCCAGCGACAUCAUCAUCCCACUCAGGACUGCUGACAGCGUCUUCUGCCCACACUACGAGAAGGUCAGCGGGGACUACGGACACCCGGUCUAUAUAGUUCAGGAGAUGCCGCCUCAGAGCCCAGCCAACAUUUAUUACAAGGUCUGAAGUGGAGAACUGGGAAAACGCAGGACCCAGAUGAAUCCACGGACAGAGCGGAGUUUUCCUUCCCGCUCUCUCUCUCUGUCAACUCCUCCUCCUUUCCUCUGAUGUUUUGUCACUAGUCGUUUGCUCUCUGAGUUUUGCUCUUCGCUUCGGUGUAGUCACAGUCAGUGCAGAUGAGACGCGUAGAGAAGCUGCUGCUCGCUGGGAAGCAGAGCAGACAGUCUCUUCUUCCCUAGCAGGGUUUUAAAUUUCGUCCACUGCGGCCGGCGUUCUGAGUGGGACAGACGGAUUUAUGGAUGUUAUGUAAGGUUUCUGAUGGUGUAAGAGGAUGACAGGUCAGUGGAAGAGGGACUACUGUUUGAAAAUGAGACCUUAAAUGGAUUUGAUGAUGGAGUUAAAGUAGGAAGUGGGCGGAGCUUGAACUCAGACGAUGGCUGCCCUCCUCUGACGCCCACGGGCCACAGAGACUGACCGGAUUUACCAGCUGGAUGCAGAGAGAUUCCCACACCGGACUUCUCUGGGACCUUUCCUGAUUGACUCACGGAGAUCACCCACUCACCUGUCCACCCACAUGAUUACCAUCACACAUAAACACUCACGUGUGCACAGAAACAGACUCACUGGUCAAUGUGACGUGUUGUUGAUCACAGCAUUUCUCCUCAUCCUCAGCUCAGUUUUCUUUCAUGUUUUACUUGAAGGUUUAGAGAAAACGAUUCAUUCUCUUUUUGUUCCACAUUUACUGGUUUUGUUCAUAUCUGGUUUUUAUACUCUGGUAUAGUUUGAGUGCAGAUAGAGUUUUUUCUUUUCCCGAUUGUCAUAUGUGUCACUGAACCUCACGCGUGGCAGCAGCUCACUUAAAAACAGGAGGAGGUGGACUCUGCAGAGUGGAGGACUUUUAUCUUACAUAGUGCAGCACUUUUAACCCCUCCUUUUUACUUUAGUCCCUCCACUCUCCUCAGUGGUCCACAGCGAGAGACGCAGUGGUAUCUGGAGAUGAGAGAGCCUCUGUAUCCCGUCAGCGGCUCGCCUCUCAGACCUGGAAGGCCUUUGGGGCAAUAUAAAUCCAGUUCGCCUUACUGCUGUAAGACCUUGUGGAGGUUAGAGUAGCUGGCUGAAAUGGUACUAGGUACUGUAAUGGGAACCCCCAGGGGUCCAGUGAUGACUAAGGGUACCCUAAGGGCCCAAAAUUCAGCCUGACCGGUGCUUUUCUGUUUUUUUCUGCAAAGCACAGAGACAUCAGCUUAAACUUUUACUGUUAUCAGUCUCCAUUAGCAUUUCCUUCCUGUGAGUCUUGUUUUUUUUUAUUUUUACUUCAAAUAGAUGUACAUUACAAAAGGACAUUAAAAGAUGAAAAAAUACAAAAAUAAGAUGAUUAAAUUUAUUUAUGAUAGACACAGAGCACAGGUGUUGUCAGACGGUAUGGAGAAGAAGAAACUAGUUUUAAUAUAUAAGUGGUAUAAGUGCACAUUAUGCAAUCUAGGUUUUGAUUAUUUGAUAUCUUUAGAGCCGCCCAGUCCUGGGAAGGAGAACCAUGGGUGGACAGUUGGUCCUGGCUCCAGCUGCGAGUUAUCCCAACCCAAAAUGACGUGAAGAGUAGCUGUUCCCACAAUCACCUAGUGUGCCCGAUUCUCCUCAUACACACUCUCCAUGUUCCCCAUGCAUGUAUGUGGUCUAAUGUGUGCGUCAGUGACUUCAUUAACACCAGGCUUAGAUCUUAGCAGUGACUUAGGCCUCUCCCCGAGCAUUUUUCAGCCCAUUAUUCACAUCCUCAUCGAUUCAUGAGCAUCAAAUUUCACCGAAAAGCCAAGCCUUGUAUUAUCUGAGGUUUGUGCCUCUGAGAGGCUACAAAAUCUGCAAAUAUGCAAUUCUUAUUUAUUUUUUUAAUCAAUUCUAAAAGAAAAAAGUGUUCUUAACCACUGAAAGAUGUAACAACAAACCAACAUAACAAAACUAGCAGAGUGUGUCUGUCUGUUUUUUAUUUUUCCUUUUUUCUGUUUCGACUACGUGCUGUAGUACAAACUGUGAAAAAUGAAACCAUGAAAAAGCAUCAGUAACAGAACCGGACAAGUGUUUAAGGUGGAUAAAAAAAGACACAAACAGAAAAAUGGCUUUUUAGUUGCUUUCUGUCUGCGGCAGAAUCUGACAAUCUCCUUAGUUUCUUUGAAUCUGGCGUCCUUUUCUUAGCUGCCACUCGUCUAAAGCUCUCCAGCGUCUGAAAUGUUGUCGCGAUGCUGUGGGGGUCUUCAGCCGGCGGGCUGAGAGAAGCACCUCAGGCGACUGUAAAAUGCCUUGCUUGUAUGGUCAGCCCUUGGUCACUUGACUCAGUAAAUUUGCACCGUACUUCUGUAGGUAAGAACCUGUAAAUACAUUAAUGUUUGUAUUGUAUAUGGAUCCUGGGUUGUUACAAUAGCCUUAUUCACCUUUGUAGGAAAGUAAGUGAAAAAAAGAAAAAGUGAAUUACACUUCAGUAAAACAGAGCAUACUACUUUUUUGGUAAAUAGCUUAUGUAAAUAUUGACCAGAACCCAAUAAAAACAUUUUUUAUAAACUCUUAAAGUAAGAUGUUUUGUAUAAAAUUUGAAUUUUUUGCAAUGUAUUUUAGCUAGCGCCCUAAGGAAAGCCCGUGUCCUCCCCACUUCCUCCCGUUUUGCACUGUUUCCAUGGUAAUUUGGUUUAAAAAAAAAGAGAAAAGUUGCCAAACCGACUGCUGCAUAUUUGUGCCAUAAGUGUGUACCAUAAAUAUUUAUUAAAUUAGUUUGUUUUUUCUCUCUCUCAUGUUCCGUUGAUGAUUUUAUUUCAGUCCAGUUUGUAAGUAACAGUAUUAUAUUUGCAUCAUUUAUCGUCUGCCCCAGUUUUAUUUUGUCAUGUCAUGAUUACAGCUGCUUCGUUCCUGGCAGUGUCAGAAGGCCCAGAUUGUGAAGAAAAGAAAAACAUUUUAAAUUCAAAAUUUUUAAUUAAUUUCAAAUAGGAUAAAUGACACACAUUCCACCAGUCUGUUACAAACUGAAAAGGUUUUUCAAUAAAAUGUUUUUCCUAUGGA
This is a messenger RNA of Girardinichthys multiradiatus, 4779 nucleotides long. RefSeq names its product ephrin-B2a (gene efnb2a). Gene Ontology annotation, biological process: blood vessel morphogenesis; ephrin receptor signaling pathway; axon guidance. Gene Ontology annotation, cellular component: plasma membrane. The transcript is spliced from 5 exons. The record is from RefSeq and is a predicted model, not a curated record. NCBI's taxonomy places the organism in Eukaryota, Metazoa, Chordata, Actinopteri, Cyprinodontiformes, Goodeidae. Bases 739 to 1743 code for a protein of 334 amino acids. Gene Ontology annotation, molecular function: ephrin receptor binding.